ACAGAUUAACGGAAAAGGCCAGGGAAGACCUCAUGGGACCCACAGGCAACAUCAAGAUUCACGAAACACGACGCGGUUCAUCGCACGGCUGUGAUUGUCCUCACGCCGCGACGGACACACUUCUGGCCUCGCCGCCCGAAGAGAACGAGGAAGAGCGGAGAUCUAUCUCCAUCAUCCCGACACGUGGCAGCGCUGCAGUGCCCCACUGUGAAUUUCCCUCUAUAAGAUCCCCUCCUUUGCGCCCUCGCUUCUCUCUCAGCGGCACCUUCUCCAAUCUCCGCUGCCCUUCCAACCCCACCACGUCGACCACCAACGAUAACUAUCAUCUCCGCCGCCGCCGUGUUAUAAAAAGAAAAAGAGAAAGAGAUGAAGCCGCCGGCGGAUGAGGCGCCGACGGAGGCGGAUCAGCUGGAGGUGGCGCGGAUACUCCGCAAGCUCCCGAAGCUCGUCCUCGAGGCCGAGUCCCGCCGCCUCCCCGACUUCCUCCGCUGGGGCGCCCGCCGCCGCCGAUCCGCCCUCGACGACGAUAUCUCCCUUCUUGACCCCCCUCCUCCUCCUCCUCCACCCUCGAUUUCCCCUCCUCCUCCCGAUGGGAACGUCGAGAGGAAAGACGGGGACCGCGGCGGCGGCGGCGGGCCCACCUCGAGCCCCGCGACGCCGUUCUCCUUCCCAGCGAGCGGCAGCGAGGAGCCCGACGGCCGGCCCGCGCGGCCGCCCUUCUUUCCCGCCAAGGUCUUCAAGGCCACCGAGCGACACAUGGAGCGGGUCAAGAAACAGAACCAGUUGAUAGCCUCCUUAUCCGACGAAAAAGCUCGCCUCCAACGCUCAAAAGCGGAGUUCGACGCCAUGUACCAGCAAUUGAAAGCAAGGAAUUCUUGGCUUCAAGGCCUUCAAUCCAAGGUGGCGGUACGGCAGUCGAUGGAGGAGGAAGGCCAGAGGAAGCGGCAGAGACAGCAGCAAGACCGCAGCUCCGGGCUGGCCCCGCUGAGCCCCACCACCCUCCCAUCGCCAGCCACGCGUCCUUUGGUGGACCCCCACAACCAACGGUGGGAGAUCCCGCCGCCCCCGGUGGAUCGGAUCGCCGGCGGUGGGACUCCGUCGCCCCCGGUGGAUCGGAUCGCCGGCGGUGGGACUCCGUCGCCCUCGGUGGCGGCGGCGGGGCGGUGGUCGGAGAAAAUGGUCGCGUUGGAUCUCAACGCGACUCCGGAGGAGGAGCAGGAGAAGCGCGAGCGGAGAAGCGCGUACGAGGCGGCGAUGUCAGCGCAGCCGAAGAAGAGAAGGCUGGAGAUGCAACGCGAGAAGAACGACAGCUAUUCUUGUUCUUUCUUUUCUCUGUCUCAAAAGAUGCCGCGGUUAAGAAAUCUUCCGGCCGAGAACAUCACCAGCCUCCUCACAAGAUAGCCAUUUCGGGACUUAAAAAUCUAAAUCAGGUCCAACGUCCAUUUUACCUGGAGAUACAGGUGCAGCAACGGAAGAACCUCCAAUUAAUCUUGUUGGGGGAAAAACGGAUUGCCCCAAAGCACAUGAACGCGUCGCCGGCACGUGACCAAGGCGCCCGACCUGGAGGUGCCCGACCUCAGAGCUUCCAACCUGGCGCUCGAUCAGGAGCUCGACUCCGAGACAUCCGACCCGGGCAUUCGACCUCAACAUUCUCGACCUCGGAAGCCCGGCCUCACUAUCCACCUGUUGCGGUCACAUCCUUCUACAGCUCGAUCGGGGACCAUGCCUUGCUACCACUGUCAACAAUUAAUGCGCAUAGCCUCUGCUGAUCUCCGGCUCACUCAACAAUUAAUGCGCAUGACCUCUGCUGAUCUCCGGCUCACUCAACAAUCAAUGCGCAUGCUAUCUACGGAUCUCAAGCCCUCCACGACAAACAACUGACCCGCUUAGCCACGUCCGAUCAGCCACGACGACUCACUGGCUCCAGCCUAAUCUCCUACGGCAAUGCAUUAAUUCAGACAAUCGUGCAUUAAUUCGGACGACAUGCUCAAUCAUGACGGUAACCCGUUCGCCCCGUCACAUCACAAGUACACCUGUACCCCUCUAUAAAAGGAAAACCCUUCCUCCUUAGAGGGGUUGGACUCUGUAAACUUCGGAGAAUACUUUCUCUCCCUCUACACAUUUGUCCCCUCUAACUUAAGCAUCGGAGGGCCGGCGCCGGAAACCCCGGCCACUGGCUUUUUUGCAGGUCCUCCGGAGGACACAUCCCGCCGACGUACCGUCACCCGCCAUUCCCGCACCAGAGCUCCUCCUUCUCAGCCAAGUGGUCGCCCCCGGAUCUAAUUUCCAGCAACAAAUCUGUUAAGCUGGUUUAGUUGUAAUGUGUUUUACAAGCAAAUUUUUAUCCAAUUAAUCAUGCCGUAUAACAUUACAAACUUUAUGGAUGAAUUUAUCGUAAGGAAUUUCAGAGCCAGUAACCCUGACUCAACAUCUCAAGCAAAAGGCUUUCAGCAAUUAACGAUAGCGAGAUUCUGAUACCAAAUAGCCAAGUGAAUUAGCAUGCUACAGGCUUUUAUCCAUCUUCCCCGUUAAAUCAUGCUUUCUUUCACCAUCGCUUCUACCACUCUCUCUAUGAAUUAUGUCUGGACAGAAUUUUCACAUUGACCAUGAGACAACCAAGAAUCUAAGAGUACAUAUAUAACAAGUCUCAAAGAGAUCAAAUCAACACUAUAUGCAGCAUCAAAAAAGUAAUAUUAGUUCAUUUUUACCAUCAAUAAUGCAAAUUUAUAAAUAGUAGUUCUAACCAAAAUUGAAUUUUCCCAAAAUAUUUUUCCUUGUGGUACACAACUUUCAGUUGAAUAAAGACACCUACAGCUUCACGAAUGCAACGCUUGGUUCCAAGUUUCUCA
Molecule: messenger RNA, 2849 nt
Organism: Phoenix dactylifera (date palm)
Lineage: Eukaryota; Viridiplantae; Streptophyta; Magnoliopsida; Arecales; Arecaceae
Source: RefSeq, a predicted model, not a curated record